Messenger RNA from Penicillium verrucosum, 1164 nucleotides. Its product is annotated as cystathionine gamma-lyase CYS3. The coding region runs from base 1 to 1164 and encodes 387 amino acids. Gene Ontology annotation, biological process: transsulfuration. The record is from RefSeq and is a predicted model, not a curated record. Gene Ontology annotation, cellular component: cytoplasm. Gene Ontology annotation, molecular function: cystathionine gamma-lyase activity; pyridoxal phosphate binding. NCBI's taxonomy places the organism in Eukaryota, Fungi, Ascomycota, Eurotiomycetes, Eurotiales, Aspergillaceae. The transcript is spliced from 5 exons.
AUGGGCUCCACGGAAAACGGACACACUGACCGCGGCUUUGGGACACUGGCUGUCCACGCUGGCUCCCCCAUGACCCGGGAUAAUAAUACAAAGACGACCAGCGUCGGAAAUCCCGUUGGUCUGUACGAGUACACACGAAGCUCCAACCCCAACCGUGAUAACUUCGAGCAAGCCGUUGCCGCUCUCGAGCACGCCAAGUACGCUCUUGCCUUCUCUUCCGGCUCUGCCGCUACUGCCAAUAUCCUCCAAUCCCUUGCUGCUGGCUCGCACGUCGUCUCGGUUUCCGAUGUUUACGGUGGUACCCACCGAUACUUCACCAAGGUUGCUUCGGCGCACGGUGUCCAGGUCACCUUCACCCCCUCUAUUGAGGUGGAUGUGGAGCAAUUGAUCCGCCCCGAGACUAAGCUCAUUUGGAUUGAGACCCCCUCCAACCCGACUCUUGGUUUGGUGGAUAUCCGGGCUGUUUCCAACAUUGCCCACCAGCACGGUAUCCAGGUCGUUGUCGAUAACACUUUCAUGAGCCCCUACGUCCAGAACCCAUUGGACCACGGUGCCGAUCUUGUCGUUCACUCCGUGACCAAGUACAUUAAUGGCCACUCCGAUGUCCUGAUGGGCGUGGCUGCUUUCAGCUCCGAGGCCCUCAAGGAGCGCCUUGGCUUCCUCCAGAACGCCAUCGGUGCCGUCCCCUCUGCAUUCGACUGCUGGCUCGCUCACCGCGGUCUGAAGACCCUGCACCUGCGCGCGCGCGAGGCCUCCAAGAACGCUACUGUCAUCGCCAAGGCCCUUGAGUCCUCUCCUCACGUCAUUUCCGUCAACUACCCCGGAAUUGACUCCCACCCCCACCGUGCUAUUGCCCUCAAGCAGCACCGUGAUGGUAUGGGCGGUGGUAUGCUCAGCUUCCGUAUCAAGGGUGGUCAGCAGGCUGCACACGAUUUCUGCAAGUUUACUAAGGUUUUCACCCUCGCCGAGAGUCUCGGAGGUGUUGAGAGUCUGUGCGAGGUGCCCUCCAGCAUGACCCACGCUGGCAUCCCCAAGGAACAGCGCGAGGCCGCCGGUGUCUUCGAUGACCUUGUGCGCAUGAGCUGUGGUAUUGAGGACUCUGUGGACCUCCACGCCGAUGUUAUGCAGGCUCUCAGCCUGGCUGCUGUGGCCAAGAAGGCUUAA